Messenger RNA from Brassica napus (rape), 8656 nucleotides. RefSeq names its product small subunit processome component 20 homolog. The transcript is spliced from 29 exons. The record is from RefSeq and is a predicted model, not a curated record. Lineage: Eukaryota; Viridiplantae; Streptophyta; Magnoliopsida; Brassicales; Brassicaceae. Gene Ontology annotation, cellular component: 90S preribosome; nucleolus; small-subunit processome.
AUUUUGAUCUGAAACUUAAUUCCCUAACACUUGACCAAUUUUCUUAAAUCAUACCCUUUUUAUCAAUGCAUUGUUCAAAUAUAAAACUGGCAAUUUCAAAAUCCGAGAACCAAAAAACUUUGAAUUAAAGACCAACAACAUAACCAAACACACAGUUUCGGUUCUAACUUAACCCAAAUGCACUAAAUUGAAUCGAACCAUAAUUUUAAUAAUUUGGAUUGAUUUUGGUUGCACUGUGAAACUCAGUCGGUUACCAUUACUACAAAUAUUAUUUGGCGGUAAAAUUGAUCGGGUUUCCAAUUCUUUAAUAGAACCGGCUAUCUACCCGGUACGUUUGACCUAGUUAUUAUAUAUGGAAAUAAGUUUUUUACUGUUUAUAACACAGUACUAGUAGUAUAUAAAUAUCGAGAAAAAAGGGUCUAAACCUUUUGCCUCCUCAUCCAACUCUGCGCGGCUUUCUCUCUUCUUCUGAGUUUUGACUUCAUCAGAAGAGCUCGGCAUCGAGGGAGCUAACAAAACCCUAAAAAGGUUUAGUGCCGUGAUCAUGGCGACUCCAGCUGAUUCUAGGGCUGUCAAGUCGCUCAACAACUCUCAGGGAACGAAUAAAUUUGUGUUCAAGAAGGUCGGUGAGAAAAUGGAAGACACUAAAACAGAAGUAGUCAAUGUCUUUAAGAGCUUGGAGAAGGUGAAGGCUGAGCCUUCACAGGGUUCCACCUUUCUCAAGGAUCGCCUCGUAGAAUUAAGGGAACUGAAUACAACAGAACAUUUUACUAAAUUCUAUGAAGAGAUGUUCCCCUUUGUUCAAACUCUGCCGUUGGUCAUCUCGCAAAAAGAAAUAGUCUUCUCAAAGCUUGUCUCUGGAUUACAUAUGGAAGCAAGAUUAUCUCUGGGAGCCUUUCUCGAGUUGAUUGAUGAUUUAUCGAGAGAUCUCUUGGACAGCUUUAUUCCCUUCCUUCCAAGGCUUGUUAACUCCUUAGUGACACUCCUGAAAAAGGGUGGUCAGAAAGAGCCAGAUAUUGUUAAGCAGAUAUUCGUAUCAUGGUCCAACAUAGUAAUGAACCUGCAGAAGUAUCUCAUAUGCGACAUCGAACGUGUUCUCAGGGAUACACUGGAGCUGAGGUACUACCCCCAAGAAUCUAUCAACGAAUUGAUGUCACGUUCUAUGGCACUUUUGUUGAGGACUGCACGGGAUGAGCAACGCGAGAUAGGGAUCAAGAGGAUCAUUUCUGAACUUGCUGACCCACUGAAGAAAUGUGGAGGAGCUGGACUACUAUAUCAUGUUAUGAUCAGGGAUGCUUCUGAGAAAAGUCUCCAUUCCAAAGCUGGGAAAGCUUUGAGUUUCUUGCUGAAAGAUUCAACAUUGUCCUCUUGUGAUGAUUUUCCUCAGGGUUCUGGUAGUACAGUAGAAGCUGUGAGUUCAGCUUUGCAAAGAAUAUGCGAGGCAACUAAUGCAGAAGAAUUAACCGUUCUGUGGGACUGCUUGUUUAAAGAAACAAAAGAAUCAAUCAAAAACAAAAACUCAGCUCAUUUGACCCGACUCUUGACACUGCUUACUUCAGCUGUUAGGGUUGGGAAAGGUCUCAAAGCUUGUGAUUACCGAUAUUUGGUUGGACUUGUGAGCCAGAUUGUGCCAACUUUUAUGGAUUCCUCUGAUGUUCUCAGUAGAUUUCUAGGACUGAUGUUAUGCACCAUUGACAUACCCAGUGAUGUCAAUGAGCUGGAAUCCAUUGCUUCACAAUGGACCCCCAUUUUUUCGUUGAAGAGUUUAAGUUUGGUGAGUUUCUUGCGGGGGUUGCUAGAGAAGAAAGAUGGAUUAAUAGUGCAAGUCUUUGCCUGUAAUAUAUUAAGCUGCAUCAACAAUAUGAUUACGGAGUCUUCGGAGGAGGUUAUUCCUCUGUUACUAUCAUUGUGUAAGAAGCAGCAAACUAGUCACGACAAGGUGGAUAUCGUAUAUGGAUCAUUUGAGAGUAUUCAGGUCUUCUUGGAAGACAAGAUUAAGAAGAUUCAAAUAAAUAUAGAGAAUACUGGAUUAGCUCAAAUUGAUGAGGCUGAGUUGGCUGCUGUCUGGGGAGCUGUCAAUUGUUUUCCCUAUUUUAAAUUGGAUUCAUCAUUACUGAUUCGCUUCAAGAAUACUCUGAAACAGCAGUUGGCAGCCUCAGCUGUCAGCGGUUCUAGUGCUCAGGAACUAAUGUGGCAGAGCUUACUUGGUUCUGCCUUGAGGUCAUGUCUCAAAAUCCGUUCUACUGGAAGACUCAUCCACAGUGAUGUAGAGGAAGUUUUGUCUCUUGCUAAAUGUUACAAGUCAUGUGUACAAGUGCUGUCUCCCGUAGCCGACUAUUUGGAUUUUGUGUAUAGACCUCAAUUAGCAAACGAUGAUAUCUCUAAGCCAUGUCCAGAGCUACAAGCAAACAAUGCUGAAGAUGCCUUUGACAUAUUUUGUGAAAAUUUGCGUCACCCGAACAAAGACGUCCGUCUUAUGACUCUAAGGAUCUUGUGCCAUUUUGAACCUUUGUCUCCUGACCCUUGUGUUGAAGAGCAUCCUCCUCCAAUGAAGAAGCUGAAAACUGAAGUGGUCCAGAAGUCUCCCUCUAAAAAGAAUGAUGUCACUACGAAUGUUCUUCAGAUACUGAAAACAGUUGGAGAGUCUCGUCCCACAUUACGGAGUAAAAAGGAUUUGGAUGCAGUACGGCAUCUCGCUGAUGACAGGAUACAUGAUGCAUAUGUGCCGCUUGUAUUCAAUGGAAUGAUAGGGUUGUUUCAUACAAAUAAUGAAUCUACUGAAAUUUGGGAACCAGCAUCUAAGUGCCUUGCGGAUCUUAUGAUGAAGCACACAAGCGCGCUGUGGAAUGGUUUUGUUCAUUAUUUGGGCCACUGCCAACUAAAAAUUGAAGCACUCCACAUUCAUAGAGGGAAUGGAAACUACAGCGUUUCACAGAAGCAUACUGGUCUGAUGGAGAGUUUUAAUGCAUUCAUCUCCCCGCGGUUUAAUGGUACGCCUACUGCAGAUGUAGUAUCUCUGUUGCUAAAGACCUUACAGAAAGUUCCCAGUGUUGCUCAGUCUCAUACCUCUGAUAUUCUCCCUCUGCUAUUGAAAUUUAUGGGGUACAAGACCGAAAACCCUUUGAGGGUCGGACUGUAUAACAGCGAAGCUUGUAAAGGAAAGGAGUGGAAGGGGUUGCUGGAACAGUCUUUGGCUUUGCUGAAGCUGAUGAAGAAUCCGAGGUCGUCACGUGUUAGUCAAUUUGUAAACGACGUUAUGCAGUACAGGUUCUUGGAUGAUAAUGAUGCUGAAAUACAAAUGAGUGUCCUAGAGUGCCUUGUGCUGUCGAAUGACUAUUUACUCCCACACCGCCAUCGUUUGGAGAAUCUGAUCAAGUCUAAAAAACUGAGAGAAGAGCUCACGAACUGGAACUUCUCAUAGGACAUUGAGGAAGCUCACAGAUCUCACUUUGUUUCUCUUGUAAUUAGAAUCAUUAUGCCAAAAGUUAGGAGUUUAAAAAAUUCAGCGUCGCGUGAGCGUACAAGUAUUCGUCACAGGGAGGCAGUUCUUGGCUUUAUAUCUCAGCUGGAUGUUAAUGAACUUUCCCUCUUCUUUGCAUUGUUGAUGAAGCCUUUGAACAUUAUAUCAGAUGAAGCAACGGACCUGUUUUGGAGCUCCGGUAAAAGCUCUCUGGAUUAUUUCCAAAGGUCCAAGUUCUCGAAAUAUAUCAACGUGGAUGCUCUUUCUACCUUGUCCUGGAAGAUGAAAUCUGGUUUUCUUCAUGUCAUCCAACACAUACUUGAAGUCUUUGAUGUAUUCCAUGUCCGACCAUUUCUAGACUUUCUCAUGGGAUGUGUUGUCCGGCUAUUAGUAAACAACGCUCCAAAUAUCGAUGAAGAAAGUAACAACAUUGAUAAAGAGAUUGUCUCAACAAAUCACGACCAGGCUGGCACUUCUCUAAAGCAGUUUAAAGAGUUGAGAUCCUUAUGUCUGAAGAUUAUUGCUCGUGUUCUUAAAAAGUACGAGGAUUGUGAUCUUGGCUCUGAGUUCUGGGACCUAUUCUUUUCAGCGGUGAAUCCGUUGAUCAAGAGUUUUAAGCAGGAGGGUUCCAGCAGUGAGAAACCAAGCUCAUUGUUCACAUGCUUCUUGUCAAUGAGCAAAAGCCCCAAUCUCGUCACCUUCUUAUGUCGGGAAGAGUCUCUUGUUCCAGACAUUUUCUCAAUUCCAACAGUCACCACAGCUUCAGAAGCUAUAAAGUCCUCUGCCUUGAGUUUCAUAAAGAAUCUGCUCAGCCUUGAGAAGGACAUGGAGGACGAUGACCAUAUGAACAAAGGAUUCUUAAACCCAUACAUAGACGCACUGAUUAACAACUUACAUUCUCUCUUUCGUGGAGAUAUUUUGAGAAGGAAAUCAUUCAAGUAUCAUGGUGAAAGAGAGAUCAAGAUUCUUAAACUAUUGUCGAAACAUAUCAGAGAUGAAUCUCAUGUAAUGAAGUAUUUGAACAUCUUGCUGUCUUUCUUGGACAAACGUGUGAAAUAUUCUGAUAUUCAUCGUGAGGCUUUGCUAGCCAUUCAAGACAUCACAUCGUUGCUUGGGAGUGAGAGUACUAACAAAAUUAUAGAUACAGUCUCUCUUCUGCUUGUUGACGCUAAACCUGAUGUCCGAUUAUGCAUUUGUAACCUUCUUGAGUCCCUUGCGAAAAUCGAUUCUUCUCUAGAUCGAGUGGCAAAAUGCGUAAGCGAUAUGAAUGCAACCUCACCCAUGAAAGUUGAUGACCUUGACUAUGAAACGAUAAUGGAUGCUUAUGCCAAGAUUGAUGUGGAUUUCCUUAACGAAUCCUCGGAGCAGCACAUGAUGAUCAUUCUCUCACAGAGUCUAUACAACAUGACAUCAAAAGAAGUUAUGCUAAAGGAUUGUGCAUGUAACCUCUUGUGCACUUUUAUUGAAUUUUCAGCCUCUUUACUUUGCCAAGAGGCCUCAGCACACUCCGACAUUGGCAAAGAGGUUUCAAAAUCCGUUGCAAGAUGGACAGGCGAUCGCGUGUUGUGGAUUAUGAAUAAGUUUAUUUUGAAACACAUUGGCGAUGCAGUAAACAACGGAAUCUCAUGUGGAAAGGGGGAGAUUCUUUUGAUACGCAAAAUGGUGAUGAGACUUCCAGAUUCCGGGAAUCUUUCUGCAUUCAGACCUUUGUGCUCUGAGAACGAUGACCUUGAUUUCUUCAAAAACGUCUUUAACAUUCAGGCACACCGUAGAGCAAAGGCAAUUAACAGUUUUGCCAAGGAGAUCAAAGAUAGCAGUCUGCCUGAGGGAGUUGUGAGAAAACUCUUGGUCUCAAUCUUUUUCAACAUGUUGCUUGAGGGACAAGAAAGAAAAGGUCAAGAUAGUAAAGGUCGAGUUAAAAAGGGUCAAAAUAGUAAAGAUGAAAAUGUCCUUGAUGCAUGCGAAGAAGCCCUUGCAUCCCUGUCUGCUCAUAUGAGUUGGACCUCGUACUACGCUCUAUUGAAGCGGUGUUUCCGAGAGAUGAAGCAGCAUACCGACAAGAGCAAGCGUCUGUUGGAUCUCGUCUGCUUGAUCUUGGACAAGUUUCACUUUGCAGAAGGUGGUGAGGCUCACGAGGAGAUUAGGGGUUGCCUUGACAAAACCUUGUAUCCAAAGAUAACGAAGCUGUUUGAUUCUGAGUCUGAUGGCGUUAACUUCAACGCCUAUGUAGCUGCUGUGAAGGUUCUGAAGCUACUUCCCAAAGAGAUAAUGGACUCAAAGAUAGAUUCUUUAGUCAAUAAACUUUCCAAUUUUUUGAGGGACCCGAUGGAGAGCACACGUGAGAAAGCCAGAAAAGCUCUGGCUGCUUGUUUGAAGGAGCUUGGCCUGGAGAAUUACUUGCAACUUGUCGUGAAGAAGCUAGUUUCUCUAUUAACAAAAGGGUCUGAGGUGCAUGUGCUGGGGUACACUGUCAACCACAUCUUAUCGAAGUGCCUGCCAAGUCCUACUGGGUGGAAGUUGGAUCAUUGUUUGGAAGAUCUUCUUGAUGUAGUGGAAGCCGAUAUCCUUGGAGAUGUUGAUGAGCAGAAAGAGGACAAGAAAGAUUCAAUGAAUAAGAGGAAGAAGAAAAUGGAAACCAGAAAACGCAAGUCACUUGACACUCUGAGAUUGAUUGCUGAAAAUGUAACGUUCAGAAGCCAUGCAUUGACGCUACUUUCUCCGGUCACUAAACAGCUGCAAGGGCCUAUGACUUCGAAGCUAAAAUCAACGCUUAAGGAUAUUUUAAAGCAUAUUGCAAUUGGUCUUGAAGGGAAUCCAUCUGUUGAUCAAGGAGAUCUUUUCUGUUUUAUAUAUCACCGUGUUGACGACAACAAGAAGAGUGGUCUUAGAGGUCAAAUAUCUUCUCAGCCAUCCAAAAAGAAAAGGAAAUCGAGACGUAUUAAAGACACUUCUGGUGCAAAGUCAUGUCCACAUCUCAUCACGGUGUUUGCUUUGGACUUAUUGCACAACAGACUGAAGAGAAUCCAACCCAACAAUACUAACGAAGAGCUAGUGUCGAAGUUGGAUCCGUUUGUCAAACUACUUGUUGGUUGUUUGAGCUCUGUGUAUGAAGAGGUUGUGUCUUCAUCUAUUAAAUGUUUCACUGCAUUGUUAAGGCUUCAACUGCCUUCCUUCAAGUCUGAAGCAGGUGAAGUGAAAACCAAAGUGUUAGCCAUUGCUCAGUCUGCAGUGAGUUCCAGUAGUCCUCUAGUGCAGUCAUGCCUCAAGCUGUUAACAGCUCUUGUCAGCAAUGAUAACUUCAAGUUAUCAUCUGAGGAGUUGAAAAUGUUGAUUCAGUUCAGUAUGUUUUCUGAUCUGGAAUCGGAUUCCUCUGUUGCUUCUCUUUCACUUCUCAAGGCCAUUGUGAGAAAGAAGCUCAAAGUUCCGAAGAUAUAUGAUAUUGCCGACCAGGUUUCAAGGUUGAUGAUAACACAUCAGGAUGGAUCAAUCCGCAAUAAAUGUGGAGAUAUACUAGUAGAGUUUUUGGUCAACUAUACACCUUCUGAGAAACACCUAGAAGGAUAUUUUAACUUCUUGCAGAAGAAUCUGAGCUAUGAACAUUCAACUGGAAGAGAAGCAGUUCUUGACGUUCUUCAAAAGCUUAUCCAUAAAUUCCCAGAUCCUAGUCCUGGCAAGCAGUCGAAACCUUGUCUAGGCCACCAGUCUGUUGUUCACCAGCAGUCUCAAAACUUGUUUAUUGAGCUUGCUCUUCAUUUGGAAAGAGAAAAUGAUCAAAAGUUGCUGGCCAAGAUUUGUGUUGUGAUUAAGCUUCUCAUAGGCUGCAUGACUAAUUAUAAGUCCAGUCUUAAGCUCUCUCUGGGUUGGUAUAAGCAGGAGAACUCACGGGUUAGAGGAGCAAAGGUAUUGAGGUUAUUCAUUGAAGCCGAGAAAAAGUUUCCAGAGAAAAAAUGCAGUAUACUGUUGAAAGAGGCUAAAACGAUUUUGGAGGCUGCUGUAAAGUUGCAGAACACUGUUGAGGAAGGCAGUAUUCCCUUAUGGAAGGAAGCAUAUUACUCUCUGAUUAUGAUAGAGAAGAUGCUCACGCGGUUUCCUCAUUUAUGUUUUCGUGAAGAUUCUAAGGAUGUUUGGACAAUGGUGUUUAAGUUGUUGUUGCACCGACAUGAGUGGUUGCAAACUACAACAUGCCGACUCUUGCACUAUUAUUUCAAGAAACUAGCCGAGUCUACGCAAGCUGAGUCUCUUCUUGGUAAGCCAAGUAGCCUUUUCAUGGUAGCUGCUUCUCUUUGCUUCCAGUUAAAGCUAAAGGUGGACCGCAACAGAGUCAUCAACAAAAACAAUGAUACCACUGAAGAAGAUUAUCUGAGAGAGAAUCUUGUUUUUGCUGUCACUGGUCUUCAUUCAAUGAUUGGACAAACAGAUGAUGAGUACUGGUCAAGUCUCGACAGUGACGAGCAAGCGAAGUUCAUGGAAGCCUUUCUAGUAUUUGAUUCAGGGAAAGUAAGGUCUACUUUUCUGUCUCUUACUAGUUCAGGCGACCUGAAAGGCCUAGAUGAUGUAAGAAACGUAUUGGUCGGAAGCUUACUCAAGAGAAUGGGGAAGCUUGCGUUUGAUGUGGACUCUCAUCAGAUGAGAAUAGUGUUCAACGUCUAUAAAGAGUUUGCCUCAAACUUGAAUCAGGAAGAGUGUCGCCUCUACGCCUUCAGGAUUCUGCUCCCUUUGUACAAAGUUUGCCAAGGGUUUACAGGGAAAGCCAUCACAGACGAGUUGGAACAGCUAGCUGAAGAGGUGAGAGACGGUAUAAGAGACAAGAGCUUAGGCGUUCAGAUGUUUGUGAAAGUUUACAGCGAAAUCAAAAAGAGUUUGGAAGUGAAAAGGCAGAAGAGGAGGCGAGAAGAGAAGGAAAUGGCGGUGGUGAACCCUGAGAGGAACGCAAAGAGGAAACUGAAGGUAGCUUCGAAGAACAAGGCUAACAAGAAGAGGAGGAUGAUGAGGAGUAAAAUGGAUAGAUGGUCACGCUCUUGAGCUCCCAUAACCAUAUUAUAUACAAGUUUAUCGUCAGAUAACAUCAAAGAUCAUUUGACUAUAUGCAGUAUUUUCUCAACCAUUUGUGAUUCUUUUUAUCAGUUGAUUUUCAACUUUAAGCCAUCGUUACUUUAAUUAUUUAAUAAUUUUGUUAUCAGAUAACAUCAAAGAUCA